Molecule: messenger RNA, 4026 nt
Organism: Numida meleagris (helmeted guineafowl)
Lineage: Eukaryota; Metazoa; Chordata; Aves; Galliformes; Numididae
Gene: LRRN4
Product: leucine rich repeat neuronal 4
Exons: 5
Coding region: 404-2755 (783 amino acids)
Molecular function (GO): protein binding
Source: RefSeq, a predicted model, not a curated record
CCAAGCUCCCUCCGCCUGAGGAAGAUGCAAGCAGUGGGACUGGAGGCACUACUCCGUCCCUUUUAUCCCCGCACUCAGCGGAAGACGGAGGCAGCAGGCCUGCCCGGGGAGCGGCGCUGAGAAACAGCAUCCCUCCCACCCUCCCGCGAGCAGGGCAUGCUGCGGAGCCACCCCCUCUCCAAGCAGGGGGGAGAGAGCCUGGAACAAACAUUGCUUGUGCUUGUGGGCAGAGCCACGAGCAGGGGAAGCCGGGAACAGAACACAGGCCUCUUACGCUCCUCGGCUGAGUCACCGGAGCGUAUAAAACAGAGCCCUGCAGCUGGUGCUGCGCAAGAGGGGAGGCACAAGGCAUCGCAACUCUCAGGCAGAUCUUGCAACUAACUGCAAGCCAUCUAGCACAAAGAUGUUCUCCCUCUUGCUCAUCCUCUGUCUGCUGGCAAGGAACACAGCAUCAGGCCCAGUGAGCAGAGCAGAGCCUGCAGCAUCCAGGGAUGUCACCACCUUUUUCCUGCUGGCUCAGGGAGACCCUUGGGAGAACGUUAAUCUUACCAGCAUGUCCUGCGAGGAUCGGAAGAACAAGACAUGGAUCACCCUGCAGCUGACCAACAGCAGCCUGACAGCUUUCCCCAUUUGCCUCCCAGAGGCCCUGGAGACCUUGGAUCUCAGCAACAACCUCUUAGAAGAGGUGAACGGCACAGAAAUAGCAAACCUCCCGCGGCUGCGCAUCCUCUCACUGAGGCAGAACCUUCUCCGGGCAGUCAGAUGGGGGUCUGAAGCCUUCAGCAGUCUCCAUUCCCUGGACUUAAGCUUUAACAAGCUGUCGUCUGUGCCACCAUGCCACACUUCUUCAAUGCCUAACCUGAGGUGGCUGUCCAUGGCUGGCAAUCCACUGAUUGAAAUCCAGCCGCUGGCUUUUUCCUGUUACCCCCAGCUACAGUUCCUGAACCUCUCUGCAACUCUGCUUGGGCAGGAAGGCAGCAGGGGAAUUCAGGAGUCUGCUUUUGCCAUCAGUCCAUCCCCUGGCGAUGCUCUGCACGGGCCUGAGAACACCAUCAGCGUGCUCGAUCUGAGCGGGACCUUUCUCGAGAGAAUCCAAGUUGAGUGGACCAGAGACUUGCCCAACCUCAGAUCACUGCACCUGACAAAGAUGUCACGAUUACGAAGCCUCGAUACCGACUUCAGGUCUAUGCCUCAUCUCAGAGAGCUCAACUGCCGUGACUCCCACUCUCUGGGUUUCGUGAGGACAGAGAUGUUUGAAAGCGCACCUAACCUAAGCCAUCUUUCCUUUCAAAACUGUAACCUGAGUUCCUUUAAUUCUUGGAAUACCAAUUCUUCAGACAGUAUCAUCAUCAACUUGCAUGGAAAUCCUCUGUUAUGUGACUGUAGACUCUCCUGGCUGCUCUCCAUGCCCAAGAAAUUUGUGCUGCAAAAGGCUUCGGACACUUUUUGCACCACAUCCCAAGAAAAUUGGGACAAGCCUUCAAUUUCCUUUUCACUGCAAGAACUCUACAAUAAAUGCCAGGCUGAGAAAGAUAUCUCACUGCCUGAUUCAAACACACCCUCCAGCCGAGGCGACGCUUUCAGCCUUGCCAGCUACUACACCACGACUGCAGCAACGACAACAGACUCUGCUCCGCUAACCAAAGACACUUACACUGGCUUCCUCAUUCAGAGGAAUGUAACAAGCACAACUGCAGCCAACCCAGCUGAGCUGAUGCUCACAAAAGCCAACAGUUCCUCCCCCGAGGAUGAGGCAGUUUCCAAAUCCAUGAACCAUCCCCCUUUCCUCGCAUCUCUAACCACCUCCCCCGGUUUUCUCAGAGAGUUCUACAGCCAGACCCUGAAUUACGGCUCCGUGAGUCAAACUGAAACACAGCAGCUCCAGGGAGAGCUCAGAAAAACCCACAUGGCUUUUCCCCAGGAACGUCUGUUCAGCCAGCCCACUAGCGAGCAUUCUACUCCAGCAACAGGAACUCCGGAUGCCAUUCCCCAUUACAUUCACUCCUUCGCUGUGGAAAGGACACCACAAACAAAUCGACAGCAGCUGAACUCCACAAAGACCAGCGCUCACUCAGCAUCCGCAUCCACCCGACCACGGAUCCACUAUGUAGAUGACUACGAAUACGGCGAGGAGACAACGGAAACCCCCGUGCAACAAACAUACACCUCCUGUGACUACAAUCCCUGCAGACACCUGCAGAAGCCGUGCAGCGAACUUCAGAGAGCGUCCCCGUGCUUAUGUCCCGGCAUGUCGACAGAAAAUGAAAUCCCAGACCCACCGAGGCUCAGAGAGGUGUCUGAAGUCACAGACAGCUCUGCACAGAUACAGUGGUGUGCCCCAAAUUCCGUUGUUCGUACCUAUCAGCUGAUGCUUCACGACCAAGGCGACGAGGAAGGACAGCUCGUCCUGGAGAACAUUUAUUCCACAGCGAGGCAGUACACUCUGUAUAACCUCUCGCCAUACACCACUUACCACAUUUGUGUGACUGCUUCGAACCGCGCGGGGUUAAGCCACACAGUAAACCAGGGAAUUGCAGGCAAUUCGUGUACCAGGUUCAGAACAAAGCCCAGCUACAAGUCCGUCUUUGCUGCCCUGUCUGCAGCAAGUGGACUCUUUCUCAUUUCCACAAUUAUUUUGUCCAUUUGUCUGUGCAAGGCACGUAAAAAGCCUCCCAGUGAGCAGUAUGGUACACAUCUAGUCUCCUACAAGAACCCAGCAUUUGAUUACCCAUUAAAAUUACAAACAACGGAUUAGCUCUAGUGAUUGUUCUACACAUUCCAAGGUCACUAUCUCUAUCACUUCGGUAUGUCUUCCUCUAUCAAAAAGUCCUUUAGCAAAAAAAAAAAAAAGGAACAUCUGACUUCAUUGCCACCAUCUUUCUAGAGGAAAAAAAAAUUAGGAAAAGAAAAAGGAGGCAGCCAAACUGAAAAAAUGCCUUUGGGUUCUUGUUCUUGUGCUAAGCAUGGACAUUAACCUUGAAAAGUUAGUUUUAUGCUCACCUACAAAUAUACCAACAUACAUUUCACUCAGUGAGAUGGUGCCUUGUCAGCUGUCACAGACACAGUCCAUGCAAAGCAAGAACCUACAAUGCAUCUCACCAAGCAAGACAGAUACUGCUUCUACUCACGUAAGUGAGGCUGAGUUUUCAUUUUCAGAAGAGCAUUACUGGAAGGAGUGCGAGACAGACCUCCUUGGCUCAGCAGCAAGGUGCUGUACACCUCCAACUCCAGUAAGUAACUCUAGUGACCAGAACUGCUCAGCUCUACUUCUGAUCAGGAAAAAGAAAUACGAAGGUUAAUUGCCAAAAGGAAGAGCGAGACACUGUGGGAUCGUUACAGCCAGGACGACCUUCUUGUUCUGACUUUCUGCAAUGUGUUCUACAACUGAGGCUUCUGAGUGAUACCACAACAGCAACCACAGGUAGCGAGGAGUUUGCAGUGCAGCAGUUCCUCACAGAAGGGGGGGGGAGGGGGCUGGGAGGAGUACAUCAGCAUUUACUUCACAAUUGACUUUAAACAAGAGAUUACUGCUCAGUUCCAUCUGCAGCUUUAGCAGGCCGAUGAUUUACCUCAUACAGAGGCAAAGAGCCAAGUAAUGAAAAAACUGAAUAUGUGUGUUGCUGAGACUUGAAAAACUGAAAUCCCCUCCACUGGCAGCAGCAGGGAUUUAUGCAGACAUUUUUCACAUGUACUUUGGGGAACUCAUUUCUGCUACACUAAUAGCAACAGAUGCUGACAAUUCCUGUUCUUCAGCAGCUUUGAGAGAUCUUUUCAUUACAAUUUUUUUGUAAGAGGAAGCAUUUGUCCUGGUCAAGCAUUUCCCUCUAACAACAGCUGUUCAGAGAGCCAGGCUUACAUUCCGGAAGCUGUAUGUUUCUGCUGUUGGCUAUACAGCACAUAAAGUCCUCCCAGUCUCAGAGAAUGAAGGGUGUUGUAUGGUGCAAAAGAGUAUAAUUUCUCUCCCUAUUUUUUUUAAUGCUCCUUGUAUUAAUGGAAAUAAAAGCUACAGACUGGUUCUUCGUUAAA